AGGGUUCUUCGCGCCUCCACAGGUAUUACCUUCACCGGCGCCACCGAAGCCUGGAAGACUGCGUCCGCGACACACCUACCAAGUACCCACAGAGUUGGCAGGCACGAAGAUCGCACUAGGUAAGUAGACUCUGCCCUGAAUCAAUGUGUCCGAGCACACUCGGUCAUAUUCGCUGACAGCCUCACCACUCAGGUCCGGAUAACUGGGAUGAAUACGUAUACCUCAUGGAACGACUCCAUUACAACGAAAUCAGCGCCCACGAGUUCGACAGUCGCGCUAAAUCCAUCUUCCAGGUUUUCGGUGAGAAGACGCGAAAGAAGCUGAACAACAUUCUGGUAAUGAAGAUGAUACUGCCACGCCUUGCAGAGAUUGAGUUGGAGGGCAGGGGACGAACCACUAAGAGUGUGGAGAACAACUAGGGUGAUUAAGGUUCCGGGACUGCCGAUGACCCCGCACUUUGGGGUAGCUUCAUGGGUAUUACGUGGUGAUG
This is a messenger RNA of Alternaria alternata, 490 nucleotides long. RefSeq lists its product as hypothetical. NCBI's taxonomy places the organism in Eukaryota, Fungi, Ascomycota, Dothideomycetes, Pleosporales, Pleosporaceae. The coding region runs from base 225 to 419 and encodes 64 amino acids. The record is from RefSeq and is a predicted model, not a curated record. The transcript has a single exon.